AGACCCUUAAUUGUCAGAACCCUGCUACUAGAGCCUGGAUGUGGCUCUGAGUUUCAGGGUCACUGACAUUGAUAAGACACCUGCGUCCCAGGACUCGGAGGAGAAACGGCUGAUGGACUUGGCGGGGAAUUUGCGCGGGGUUUUACUGAGCGGGAAGAGACUGUUCAAAUGAGGGGGAGGGUAUAUAAAGGAGGGUUGGCCGGAGCCUCCCAUUCUUGGCUUUUCUGAUGUUCAUGUUUCCUACAGUAAAAGUUCCUGGUGAUACCACAGAGAGUCUCGUGUGUUCAUUCAGGAGCGGCUGUGGUGAGCUGACACUAAGCCAAGAAUACGGACACCAUCCCGCUGUAGCGGUGAGGUGUAACAUGCAAGUGGAGGAUGAAGAGCUCUUGGGCGCCGGAGGAGGAAGGUCGGAAAGGGCCACUCCCGAGACGGACGCUGAGUUCCACCAGCUGGCGGCCCUGGCGUCAUCCACCGCUUAUGCCCAGCCAAAUGGGGUAACCCAGAGGCGCGGAGUGGUGCGGGGAGAUAGCACCGGAGGAGAGGAAGGUUCACCUUCCCCAGGCCCGCAAAAGAUGGUGUUUCUGGAGGAGAGGAUGUCGGCGAUGGAGACCACCCUGGCAGUGAUGUCGAGGGCGAUGGAGCGCCUGGCGGUUUUGGCGGAGCCGGAGCGAGGAAGGGAACUCCGGGCUAGCUCAAUGUGGGACGUGAGCAUGGGAAGCAGCCAGGGCUUUGCAGACCUCCCAGCACCGAAGGGAAGGGAAAUGCGAAAGGAGCCCGGUGCCCGGCCCAAGAUCCAAACGAGCCUGACGCGGGUGGAGGAGAGUGACGACGAAGGGGAAAAGCCUCCGAGAAUCCCGGCUACGCUCCCAACUGAGACCCUGGUGCCCCUGGCGAAUGCCGGGCGUGGCACAGGACAAAGGGAAGCAGCAGCGGGGCCCACUGGCCCGCAAGGGGGCUUGCGACGGGCGGAGAAUUGGGGAUUGCCACCACAGGGACCCCUACCGAGACGAGAGGAACUAAGGAUCGAGUUUGGGGGAGAGUCCUCUGAACUGGAUUUUUUCCUGACCACGGUGAGGGGCUAUAUGGAGGACAAUGCCCACACUUUUAGAACGGAAUCCAGCCGGGUACGGGCCAUUGGUGCAGUGUUGAAGAGGGGAGCGGCCAGCUGGUACGUUCAACUACACGCGCGGCGCGACCCAUGUCUGGGGUCACUCCGACGCUUUAUGGGGGCCCUGGAGACCCGUUUCCGAGAUCCACUGGAGCAGAUCCGGGCGAGGGAGGAGUUGAAGACCGUCUCCCAGGGGCAGAGGUCGGUAUCUGAGUAUGCGGAGGAGUUCCAAUGCCUCGCUGAAAAGGUGCCGGAAUGGUCUGCAGUGACAAAGAUAGAACUCUUCAAAGAGGGGCUCAGGCGGGAGAUCCUCUCCUGGGCGGUGCAUCGUGAUGAGCCUGACACACUGCGCGGAUGGAUUCAGCUGGCGGGGCGCAUCGAGACAUCGCUGGCCCAGGCGAGGAGGCACCGAGGAGGGCUACAGCAGCGGCCGCAGAUGAAAGAGGGGAGCCGGAAGGAGGGAUCAACCCCAGCCGGGAGGAGAACGGAGCCGACAGGGAACGUGAGCACCAGCAGGAGGGGCUGCUUCGUGUGCGGCCGUUUGGGCCACAGGGCUGCCGAGUGCUGGCAGAGAAAAGGGGAAGGCGGAGGCCCGCCCAAACCAAGAGCCGUGGCAGGGAAACGCGCCGAGGAAGAACCACCGAUGAGGCACCACUCGGGGGGGUUGGACGAAGGGGAGGAGGACGCCAUGUCAGAACCCUGCUACUAGAGCCUGGAUGUGGCUCUGAGUUUCAGGGUCACUGACAUUGAUAAGACACCUGCGUCCCAGGACUCGGAGGAGAAACGGCUGAUGGACUUGGCGGGGAAUUUGCGCGGGGUUUUACUGAGCGGGAAGAGACUGUUCAAAUGAGGGGGAGGGUAUAUAAAGGAGGGUUGGCCGGAGCCUCCCAUUCUUGGCUUUUCUGAUGUUCAUGUUUCCUACAGUAAAAGUUCCUGGUGAUA
This is a messenger RNA of Anolis carolinensis (green anole), 2050 nucleotides long. RefSeq lists its product as uncharacterized. The transcript is spliced from 2 exons. The record is from RefSeq and is a predicted model, not a curated record. The coding region runs from base 228 to 1817 and encodes 529 amino acids. Gene Ontology annotation, molecular function: nucleic acid binding; zinc ion binding. NCBI's taxonomy places the organism in Eukaryota, Metazoa, Chordata, Lepidosauria, Squamata, Anolidae.